AUGGCCGUGCCAGCGGAGCGAAAAAAGGUAGCAGCCCUGCUCGCCGCAGAGGCCCGAAUCCAAGAGAAAUGGUACAACGCCGGCGUGUUCGAGUCGGACGCUGCAGAGGACUUGACAAAUAAGGAAAAAUACCUGACGACUUUCCCGUUCCCCUACAUGAACGGGCGUCUGCAUCUUGGCCACGCUUUUACGGUGUCGAAAUGCGAGUUUGCCGUCGGGUUCCAACGGAUGAAUGGGAAGCGCUGCUUGUUCCCGUUCGGGCUUCAUUGCACCGGAAUGCCGAUAAAGGCCUGCGCUGACAAACUGAAGCGCGAAAUCGAGGUCUACGGAAACCCGCCAGUGUUCCCCGUUGAAGAAGAGGUGAAAGUCGAGGAGAAGAACGCCAUCGAUGAGAUUAUAAAGGACAAGAGCAAGGGCAAAAAGAGCAAAGCCGUGGCCAAGACCGGCGGCGCCAAGUACCAAUGGCAAAUCAUGCAGUCGAUGGGGCUCAACGACGACGAAAUUCAAAAGUUUGCCGAUGCUCACUAUUGGCUCGAAUAUUUCCCGCCCCACUGCAUCGCCGAUUUGAAGAAGAUGGGCAUCGACUGGCGCCGCUCGUUCAUCACCACCGACGUGAACCCCUACUUCGACUCGUUCGUCCGCUGGCAGUUCUUGAAGCUGCGCGACGCCAACAAGAUCGAAUUCGGCAAGCGCUACACGGUCUAUUCACCAAAGGACGGCCAGCCCUGCAUGGACCACGAUCGCGCUUCCGGCGAGGGUGUUGGCCCGCAGGAGUACACGCUCAUCAAGCUGAAGGUUGUUGCUCCGCUUCCCAAGGCCCUGGCGGCUAUCACGCAACCAAUCUUCCUCGUAGCAGCCACGCUACGCCCCGAGACGAUGUACGGCCAAACGAACUGCUACAUCCACCCGGACAUCAACUACUCGGCCUUCUACGUCGGCGAGAAGGAGGAUCAGGUAUACAUCGCUACGGCUCGCUCGGCCCGCAACAUAGCCUACCAGGGGUACACCCCCGAAUUCGGCGUCGUUCGCUACGUCGAGGGCCUCGAGAAGCUCCCCGGCAAGGAUAUCCUCGGCGCUGCCCUCGAAGCCCCGCUCUCCCACUACCCCAAGGUCUACGCCCUGCCGAUGUUGACGAUCAAGGACGACAAGGGAACCGGCGUGGUCACCUCCAAGAAGAAGCCGCUGCGCGAGAAGUACGGAAUCACCGACGAGAUGGUGCUGCCCUACGAGCCGGUGCCCAUCAUUGAGAUCGAGGGCCUCGGCAAGCUGGCCGCUGUCGAAAUGUGCGCCCGGCUGAAGAUCGAGAGCCAGAACGAAAAAGGACAAGCUGGAGGAGGCCAAGAAGGAGGUGUGAUGCUCGUCGGCAAGUACGCGGGCAAGAAGACGGCCGAGGUGAAGCCCCAAAUCCAGGCCGAUCUCUUCGCGGCUGGCCAAGCCCAGAAGUACGUCGAGCCGGAGAAGAAGGUGAUGUCGAGGAGUGGAGAAGAAUGCGUGGUGGCCCUCUGCGAUCAAUGGUACCUCAACUACCGUGACCCCGAGUGGAAGCUGCAGGCGAAGAAGGCCCUCGAGAAGCUUGACACCUACUCCGAGGAGGUCAGGAAGAGCUUCGACUACACGAUCGACUGGCUGCACGAGUACGCGUGCUGCAGAAGCUAUGGACUUGGCAGCCGCCUCCCCUGGGACGAGCAGUGGCUGAUCGAGUCGCUGUCCGAUUCGACGAUCUACAACUGCUACUACACGAUCUCGCACCUGCUGCAGGGCGGUUCGCUGGAGGGGUCGAAGCCCGGACCUCUCGGUGUCGAGGCCAAGCAGCUGUCCAACGACUGCUGGGACUACAUCUACCUGGGGAAGCCCUACAACGCCUCCACGAUGCCGGUGGCCGAGGAGAAGCUGAAGAAGCUGCGCCACGAGUUCCUUUACUGGUACCCGAUCGAUAUGCGCGUUUCGGGCAAGGAUCUGGUCACCAACCACUUGACGUACCUCCUCUUCAUCCACACCGCCAUCUGGAGCGACCAGCCCGAAUUUUGGCCCAACAGCAUCCGCGCUAAUGGCCAUCUCCUGAUCAACAACGAGAAGAUGUCGAAGAGCACGGGCAACUUCUUGACCCUGGAGGAUGGUAUCGAGAAGUUCUCCGCCGACGGCAUGCGCCUGUCGCUCGCUGAUGCUGGUGAUACGGUCGAGGACGCGAACUUUGUCUUCGACAUGGCCGACGCGGCCAUUCUGAGGCUGUACAACCUGUUGGAAUGGGUAAAAGAAAUGCUCGAGCUGCGCGAGAAGAAGGGCUUCCGCUCCCACUCGAACACGCACUUCAUCGACCGGGUCUUCGACUGCGAGAUGGCCACCCUGGUGCCGGAGACGAAGAAGCACUACGAGGCCACCAACUUCAAGGAGGCCGUCGUCAGCGGGUUUUUCAAGUUCCAGGCUGCCCGGAAUCGCUAUCGUGACGUUUGUGGCAAGGAUUCGGAGAUGGACGAGGAGAGGAUUUUCCGGUUUAUCCGAUACCAAGCCCUUAUCCUGGCACCUAUCUGCCCGCACGUUGCUGAACAAAUCUGGGAGCUUUUGGGCGAGAAAGACUUCAUCGUCAACCAACAAUUCCCCGUCGUCGAGACGAGCGCUGAUGUCGAAAUUCUCGAAAAAUGGAACUACUUCCAAGAGGCCCUCACCGAGUUCCGUGAGAAGCGCACAAAUCUCCUCAACCCCAAGAAGAAGGGCGCCGCCGUUCCGGAACCGCCAACCAGCGCUGUAAUUUACAUCGCCAAGGACUACCCGGGGUGGCAACGACGGGUGCUCGAGAUCUUGGGCGAGCUCUAUGCGACAGGCAACGGCACGCUGCCCGACAACAAGCAGCUCGCGACGCUGAUCAUGAAGGAGGAGUCGCUGAAGAAGCACGGCAAGAAGACGAUGCCCUUCGUGCAGGUCGUCCGAGAGCGGCUCGGUGUCAAGGGCGCCAGCGUGCUGUCCACCUCUUCCAUGUUCGACCAGGCCGCCAUUUUCGAGCAGAACCUCGAGUACCUGCUGAGCAACCUGCAGCUCAAAGAGGUCUCCAUCCGGCACACCGACGAGCCCGAUGUGGGCGCCGUCUACCAGGAAAACGCCACCCCCGGCCAUCCGAUGAUCGAAUUCCCGGCAAAU
Molecule: messenger RNA, 3132 nt
Organism: Mesorhabditis spiculigera
Lineage: Eukaryota; Metazoa; Nematoda; Chromadorea; Rhabditida; Rhabditidae
Source: the annotation of a GenBank genome assembly